GUUCCCUCCCUCCCCCUCUCUCUCGGUUUCUGCCGGGAAACUGGUUCUUCCGGCGGUUGGCUUUGCUUUUGACUGUUGUGUUUGUCUUUUAUGAAAUUUUGGGGUGAAGAUAACGGACAUGGUUAUUUCAGUGGUGUCGCCGAGGAGAUCGAUUAGAGAUACGUUCUUUAAAAGUAGUGCUGAGGGACAUUACAAAUAUAACCAUCAGAAAAGGUGCUCUUAUGGGUACCAGGAGGAUGAUGAGCCAGUGGAGCUCGUGCAGAUUGGAGCUGAGAGGACCAAGAAUGUUCUAAUUUUGAUGAGCGAUACUGGUGGAGGUCAUCGAGCAUCAGCAGAGGCUAUUCGCGACGCGUUUAGACUGGAAUUCGGGGAUGAUUACAGGGUUUUCGUGAAGGAUGUGUGGAAAGAAUACACUGGCUGGCCGUUGAAUGAUAUGGAGAGAACAUACAAGUUCAUGGUGAAACAUGUACAGCUCUGGAAGGUUGCAUUUUUCAGUACCUCUCCUCGUUGGAUUCACUGCUUCUAUCUAACUGCUAUUGCUGCCUUCUAUGCCAAAGAGGUGGAGGCUGGUCUGAUGGAGUACAAACCAGACAUUAUCAUUAGUGUCCAUCCUCUGAUGCAACAUGUUCCUCUGUGGGUGCUUAAAUGGCAGGGGCUUAAGAAGAAAGUGGUGUUUGUUACAGUUAUUACAGACCUCAAUACCUGUCACCGAACAUGGUUCCACACUAGUGUCAACAGAUGUUACUGCCCAUCAGAGGAGGUAGCAAAGAGAGCUUUGCUAGAUGGCCUACAGUCCUCCCAGAUUCGUGUCUUUGGAUUGCCAAUUCGUCCGUCUUUCUGUCGAGCAAUUCUGUCCAAGGAUGAAUUAAGAAAAGAACUGGAGAUGGAUCUUCAUUUGCCUGCAGUUUUGCUCAUGGGAGGUGGUGAAGGCAUGGGUCCUGUCAAGAAAACUGCAAGGGCCCUUGGAGAAUCACUAUUUGAUGAAAAGCUUGGCAAACCUGUUGGCCAAAUUGUUGUCAUAUGUGGCCGUAAUAAGGACCUAGCUGCUACACUAGAGUCAUUUCAGUGGAAGGUUCCUGUAAAGAUAAGAGGAUUUGAGACCCAGAUGGAGAAAUGGAUGGGAGCUUGUGACUGCAUUAUCACUAAAGCUGGACCUGGCACAAUUGCAGAGGCUUUGAUAAGGGGGCUUCCAAUUAUCCUAAAUGACUUUAUCCCUGGACAGGAAGUUGGCAAUGUCCCUUAUGUUGUAGACAAUGGUGCGGGUGUCUUCUCUAGUAGUCCAAAGGAAACAGCUGUUCUAGUUGCUGAAUGGUUCAGCUCCAAGACAGAAGAGCUCAAGAAAAUGUCAGCUAAUGCCCUUAAGCUAGCACAACCAGAUGCUGUAUUCAAUAUUGUUAGAGACAUUCAUGAGCUUGCACACCAACAUGGGCCACUGUCAAGUAUCUCAUGUUCCCUGACCAAAUCAUUUUCACAUUCAACCUAAUUUAAAGUAUAUAUGUACCAUCAAGAUUAGUUUAGGUCCCCACUUAUAUAUCAUGUAAAGCUAGCUAUGAUAUCAUUUUUUCGCCUUGAGCGGCUUCCUGGAGUAAUGACACCUGUAGAUUUUUUGUAAGCAGAUUCUAAUGUUAUAGGGGGGUUUGAUGAUUGUGAACCCUAGGGAGGGAUAAAGGGCACUUCUGUGGGGAGUCUGAUUUAUGUAUCUUUCUUAUGCCUCAAGGUCUGAUGUUCCCUUCCUGAAAUAGUGUUUCUUUCUGACUGGACCAGACUAUGAUGUGAAGUUUUCUUGUUUUGGUGGUGUUUAUCAAUAGCUUGCUUAAGCAAACCAGUACUUGUAUUCUAGUAAAGGCAUCACUCAAUCUUAAGAAAACGAUUUGGUUAUGGACAAUCACUUUGAGUUAAA
Molecule: messenger RNA, 1900 nt
Organism: Nelumbo nucifera (sacred lotus)
Lineage: Eukaryota; Viridiplantae; Streptophyta; Magnoliopsida; Proteales; Nelumbonaceae
Product: putative monogalactosyldiacylglycerol synthase 3, chloroplastic
Biological process (GO): glycolipid biosynthetic process
Molecular function (GO): hexosyltransferase activity
Source: RefSeq, a predicted model, not a curated record